ACACAAUAGUUGGGAACCAGAGGAGAACAUUCUGGACCCACGGCUUCUUUUGGCGUUCCAGAAGAGGGAACAAGAGAAAGAGUUGAGAAACAGAAGAAGAGGGAAAAGACCUCGGGGGAGACCACGUAAGAAUGUGGAGUCAGAAGUGCCCCCAAAACCUAAAUCGAGCAGCUCUUCUUCCUCGUCCUCCUCUUCCAACUCCUCGUCGUCGUCUUCUUCAUCGUCUUCAUCUUCCUCCUCGUCAGAUGACAGUGAUGCGGAAACUCUGCACAGUCCCAGACCACGGGAUUCCCACCCAGUUCCACAGAAGAAAGCACAAGCUGUGGUGGUGAGGCCAGAGUUAAAAGAGCAACUGCGCAAGAAGAGGGGAAGGAAGCCGUUGCUUCUUGACCAGAAGAUCCCCAGACGGACCAAGGGAGCAAAACCAGGACCUAAAAGUGCAGCAGAAAAACUACAGGCUGCACAAAAUACUCAAGGAUUCAACACUCUUAAAUCCCUCUCCAAAGAUCUUCCCAUCCCCAGCAAUAACAGGCAAGGAAAUUUGUCUGCAGAAUUGCUCUCCAACAUUGCAAAAAACUCCCCCAUCCAUCCCAAUGGGAAUUCCAACCGAAACUUAAGCUGGCAGAGCUCGAUUGUGCAUUAUAUGAACCGAAUAGCCCAAAACAACCCUCAGGCAGCCAGAAGGCCGGUGAAUUCUGCAUUGCAUGCCAAGCGAAGUGGUCAGGCCACAGAAUCCAAAGGGGUCUCCAAAAUGCAGAUUGAUAUUGGCCCAUCUGCUCUGAAACCGGUAAAACUUAAUGAUCCAGAAGAGCAUGCCAGUCCACCGAUAAACCAGUCUGCACCGAGGGCUGGAAUAUCCAACCGAGAAACCACCCAAACUCUGAACGUUCAGAAUAAAACUCAAAGUGGGCAGAGUACAGGACCGCUAAGCGGCGGCGCACCUGCUGUACAAGCUCCUCCGAAAAGUAACAAUGCUCCUCAGAAAAACAGCAAUCCUCCUUCACAUGCGACGGCCGCAAAUUGUAAGACUGAUAAAAUGGGUAGAAAAAGUGGUGGGAUAAGCCAGGUCAGGACUGGGCCGCCGGCACCUACAAGAGAAGUGGCUACUGUUGAGAGAGGACAGCAGGCGGAUCCUCGCAAAGAUCUGGCAGAGUUGAGCACCGGAGACGAUAGCAGUUUGGACUCUGACCAUGAUUCGUCACUAUCCAGCCAGGACAUGUCUGUCCAAGCUAACCAAGACUGGAAGCCGGCUCGCAGCCUGCUUGAGCAUGUUUUUGUGACCGAUGUCACAGCCAACCUUAUAACGGUUACUGUAAAGGAGUCUCCCACCAGCGUCGGCUUCUUUAACAUGCGGCCUUACUGAGAGGAGAAAAUGGCGGCAGUAUACAACCAAAGUGUAUGAGCUCUGACUAAAAACCUCAGAGCUAUCGCUAUCCCUUGGUGCGGCUUAAUAUCUCUCCAAUUCUAGUCUAUCCACAAGCUAAGCUGUAGCUUCUAAAAGGAAUAUGUUCCCAUACUAGACAUCCCCCAGCUCUAUAUGGUGCAUGUUAAUAUGGAGUCAGGGUUGUCGGAAGUGAUAAUGUCUUGAACUUGAAGAGAUGAGGUUUGACUUAAAGGGGUACUCACGUGGAAAACAAUUUUUUAUUUAAUUU
This is a messenger RNA of Hyla sarda, 1652 nucleotides long. Its product is annotated as chromobox protein homolog 2-like. Lineage: Eukaryota; Metazoa; Chordata; Amphibia; Anura; Hylidae. The record is from RefSeq and is a predicted model, not a curated record. Gene Ontology annotation, biological process: negative regulation of transcription by RNA polymerase II. Gene Ontology annotation, cellular component: heterochromatin; PRC1 complex.